ACAAGCCUGUGAAUAUUGCAAGUUUCAUGUUCAGACAGAGUACCGCAAGAUGACGUCCAAGCGUGCAGAGUUGCAAUCUUCUUAUUCUGGUGUUCAGCCAAAGGCAGAUUGGAAGGGUUUGAACAAAGAAAGAAUCAUGUAUGGUGGCAAGUCAUACAGCUUAAAUUCAAGGGGAACAGUAAUGAGGAAAACUUCCCAAAGUAAGAUAACAUUGACAAGCUUAGGAGCGAAAGAAGCAGAAAAAAUCAAACAAGAAUCAUUAAAAAAUGUUCUUGUCAUGCAUUCAAAAGCAAGCGAUGAACAGGAUACCUUAGUACGUGUUGGCGGAGUCUCCAAUGAAUUUAAGGAUUUGCUGAAUGCACCGACUCCAGGUGCCCAAAAUGUGCUCCGACACCUCGUGUCAGCUGACAAAUGCAAAGAUCCGGUGAUAGCAGUUUCAGCCAAGGACCUUCUAAAACAACACAAAAUUGACAUGAAGAGGAAAGUAGCUGCAAGACAUGAACAGCAACAAGCAUGCAGCACCCCUGGAUGCAACCCUGGAUCGUCAAGCAUUGCAAAUGCAGCAAAUGGAAACAUGGUGGACCUUGGCUCACCUACACAAUUCCAUGGAAAAGGAAACCCUGAAAGGAGUGUCCCAAAACUUGGGCGGGGUUUUACAUCUUGUAACCCUGUAAGGGUUAAGACACCAAACAGUUUAGAGGAGGCCAAGCGUCAGGCAGUAGCCAUUAUACGUGCAAAGGGUGAACUAGCAAAAACCAACCCUAAUAAGUUAUAUAAAGGACCAGUUUCUGAGAAAGCUAAACAACAUAUUAAACAGAAGGUUGAGAAGGACACACAAUCUAUACAAGACAAGGAAAAUGAUGAAAGUCCUAAGUCUUCACAGCCAAAGAAACGGAUAGUUUUAGGUCUAAAGGUCGAAUUAAGCAAAGAAGACAUUGAGAAGAUUUCUAAAACAAAGUCCCUUAAUGCCCAUCUCCUCUCUCAGUUUGAGCUUGAAAUGCAAGAGCAGUACUUUGCCAAGAUGGAGGUGAAAGAAGGAAUGGAACAAAUGAUGGAUUCAGUGAUGGAAAAGGAAGUGAAUGUCGUGUCAUGUAAACAGUGUAAAUAUACAUGGUUCAAGGCUUCUGAUUUAUGCAAGAAAGAGAACCAUCAGUUGAAAUGGCAUGCUGGGAAACAACGGUUUUUCACCUGUAAGGAUUGCAAGACACGCUGUAUCACGUUUGAUCGUAUUCCAAACAAGUCUUGCAGGCAUUGUAAAGGAACCAACUUCGAAAGAGCCUCAAUGCUGAAGGAGAGGAAAGGGCCGCUACUGGACUCUGAGAAACUGUUACUACGGGGUGAAGAGCGCAAAUGGGUCAACUCUUGAAUAUCAAGUUCUCUUCAAAUUUGUUUGUUGGGUUGAAUUGUAAUAUUUUGCAAACUAGUCCAACUGAGAAUUAUUUUUGUACAUGUUUAGGUUUAAAUUUACAUUCAACCCAACACUAACAGUAAGGAUAGUAAGGACACUAAUAGUGCGAUGUAAAUAACAUGCAAAAUGCAUUUAUAAAACAUACAAACAUAAAGUAUGAAAACAUUUGGAUCACAUGUUAAUCCAACUCUCAAUUGUGUGUACAAGAAUGUAUGUCAUUUAACCACCUCCCUAUCCUUGCAUUUUAGCUUGUGAUUGAAAAGGGCGAUCUUAUACCAGCGAAGAGUUUAUACCCAUUGCUAUGGUGAACUUAACCCAUGGCAGAUUGAUACUUCUGUUGAGGACUGAAACACAUAAAACAAAAAGACAUGUUAAAUGUCAGUAUAUUGAGCUGUUAUUACUAAGCAGUUAAUUGUGACCACAGGAACAAUUUGUCAAAAAGCAUUAUACUAUAUUUUUACAAUGUAAAAUAGUUUCCAAGUGAAUAUUGCAAGGAUUUAAUUUUGAAGAUUGAUUUGCCAGACCUGUCGGUUGAAAUGCAACCGCAUCAACUGCAUUGCUUGUCAUUGAAGUGUGUGUCAGAUAUCGAUAUCAUUUUUAAUAUUUGGUAUUUAAAUUAAUUUUCUUAUUAAACAAAAGUUCAUCUAUUAUAGUAGAGUAAAAAGGGGAAAAAAAGGUGAAAUUGAAAAGGUAGAAACAAAAAUAUAUGCAUAGAUUUUUAGACCACUGGAAUUCAAAAGACUUGACUCUAAAUACCUCUGCUUAGAAUUGGAUGGUAAGCUGCUGGGCCAAUGUGUGUAUCGGACGAAAAUGGCAAAUAAAAAAAUAACAAAAACUUACCCAAAACAUGAAAGACAGAAAAGCACACGAAAAUCUAGAUAUAAAUUAGUACUGGGCGAUAAGCUGUUGGGCGUGUUUGCUCAAAAAUGAGUUAGGCCUAUGUUGUUAGGAAAAUCUAGAUUUCUUUUGGUGUACUGACUAAUUGGUAAGUACCAUGUGGCUGCAGUAGGUGCCUACUGCAAAUAUCCUGAGUUGAUAUUAAAAAAUGGAUGAUAUGCUGUGUUACAUUUUAUAUAAU
This is a messenger RNA of Anneissia japonica, 2486 nucleotides long. RefSeq names its product protein MCM10 homolog. Gene Ontology annotation, biological process: DNA replication initiation. Lineage: Eukaryota; Metazoa; Echinodermata; Crinoidea; Comatulida; Comatulidae. The record is from RefSeq and is a predicted model, not a curated record. Gene Ontology annotation, cellular component: replication fork protection complex. Gene Ontology annotation, molecular function: single-stranded DNA binding; DNA replication origin binding.